Molecule: messenger RNA, 2793 nt
Organism: Cuscuta epithymum
Lineage: Eukaryota; Viridiplantae; Streptophyta; Magnoliopsida; Solanales; Convolvulaceae
Source: the annotation of a GenBank genome assembly
UCCCAAAGAUCUAAGCCACCGUCACAAUUCCUAAUAUUUCUAACCGUUGAUUUAAAAACCUCUAAGCCACCGUCACCUUAGCCACCUUGCUCACCGCCAGAACCACCACAGUAGCAGAUCUGCGCAUGAAGUGUAGAAGAAGACACAUCUUCCUCCUUCCACCGACGUCAACGUUCAGCCGUAGACGCAAUCGAGGCUGAAAUUCGAGGUAGUUCUGUCUGCCAUCUUGAUCCCCCCCUUCCUCCACUCUCGUCCAUCUCAAUUCUCACGCUGCCCAUGCUCCCGCCGGCGUCUGACAUGUUAAUACUCCGUAUUUCCUGUUUCGGCAUGCAGGUGUCAUGUUAAUAGAUUUGACGAAAAUGAGGUUUAGAUCGAAUCAGGGCUAGUAGUUGGAGCUAGCUGACAGUCUUACAUCAAUACUUAUGCUCCUCGGAAAGUCUGAGGAUGAAACUAUAUGUAGAAUAGCUACUCGUACAAAUCCUGCAAUGGAUGAAUCAAACCAGGAGCUUAUUAUAGCUCAGAGUGGGAUUAGUCUUUUAGCAAUGGCAGCAGUUGAAGAAGAGGAUCCUCAGAUUCCAAGUGUGGUAGAUGGUGCAUUUGCAAAUCUAUGUGGCAAUGGUAAGACGGAUAGUGACCUCACGUGUUCCCCCAGCAGAACACAAUCAUCCAGUUGCUUGGCCUUGACACAUAAAACUAAUGGUAUGUUCAAGAGAAUGGUCGAUAAAUCAUUGGUUUACAAGGACUUAAGCAAUAGGAAACUUAACACCUUUACUAGACUUUAUGAUUCAAUCCAGCUUGUCAAGUCUAAAUUAGAUCCUGAUCAAAUUGUUCUAUUUAAGAAUUCAGUGUUUGGGCCAUUUCUCGAUGCCAAGGAAAUGAAUUGCUGUGGCCAACUUUUACAUUUCUUGCUAGGGAACCUUGUUGAGAUGGAAAAUUGUGAGGAUGCAUCACACAUGUAUUUUGAAAUUGAGGAUAGGGUUGUAUCAUUUUCAGUUUCCGAUUUCACACUGAUUCUAGGUUUCAAUUGCCAUGAUGAUGUUCCUACCGGUCAACAUAUUGUAUCUGAGAGGGGUAAUAUAUGGCAGAAAUACUUUCCUCAUUGUAAAACUAAGGUUAUGAGGAGAGAUAUUAAGAAAGUAUUUCAAGCUAUUGAGAAGGGUAGUGAACAUAAUGAUGAUAUAAUUAAAUUGUCAUUACUGUUUGUGCUAUCCCAUUCAUUCCUGUCUGCUGAAGGGGGCGUUUCUUUGAACAAUGCCUAUAUUAACCUUGUGGAUGACCUCGAUAGAUUUAAUGCUUACCCGUGGGGAAGAGCCAUUUGGAAGGACAUGGUUAGUUACUUUAAGGCUGGGGUUAAUAGCAUGCAGUCCAAUGAAUCCCAUUACAAUGUCUAUGGUUGUGUUAUGGCCCUACAAGUUUGGGCUUUUGAGACAUUUCCAGUUCUCAAAGAGUUGGACAUCGCGCGGAUGGUAGACCCCUAUGCAUUCCCAAGGAUUUUAAGAUGGUCUUCAUCAGCGAGGCCAAGUAGUGCAACUUUGAAAAAAAGUCUUUUCAGUAAUAAAAAUUUUCUUUUCAGAAACAUUGAGCCUUCAAGUAGUGAUCUUCAGCAUGAGAAUGUUCUCCAAGCAUGCCAACUGACCAAAUUAAACGCUUCCAUUUCCGGCGAAGCACCUCCGCGGUAUUCGGAAACCACAGUUUCGGCUUUUGCUACAAGGAAGAAAUCUAGAGCAAGGACAACAACUCUAACAAUUAUGGGGAAUGAUGAAUCAACCCAUGGUGGUGACGUUCCAACCACUGCCAGCCAGCAGUCCAGUGAAGGCACACAUGUAGAAUUGGAUGCUAAGAUUUCUUCUCUUGAAAAAGAAUUGAAAAAAGUCAGGAAUGAUAUGAGAAGAGUCGAGAAAAAAGUCAAGGGGCAAGACAAGCUGAUUUCCCAUUUGAAGGACAUUAUUGUCACCUCAAGGUGUUGUAUCAAUAGCAAUGGGAGUGGAUCGCAAAAUCAUUUCCCAAAUCACCACAUGCACAGUGCUACUGGCAAUGCAACUAAUAGAUGUCAUGCCCUGGGUGAGAAUGGGACCACAAAUUCUGGUGAGCCAUUGCCAUGUCCAAGUACUGGAGACACAAAUGGAAACAGUGAUGAGAGUUUUGGCAUGGCUUGGGCACAGCAAGCUCUCAACGUUGACUAUGACAUUUUUGAGCCAAAGGGUGUUCAGGUGAUAACUGAUGAAGUGGUCAUAGACGAUGGCCCAGCAAUACUGAAUGAUACACUGAAACGAAAAGCAAUGUCAACAUGCAGUCAAACCCCAUGUUCCGAUGCAAACUGUAAGAAGGGGCGUAACGUCCAAUCUGUUUGUCUGUUUAGCCGGGGGCGGUUCAAAGUAUUCAACUCGAAAACCGAGCGUACAAAGUUUUCAUCUUAUAUCAUGGAUGGCAUUGCUAAGAGACUUAGAAACCUUAGUCAACAACCACCUUAGAAUUCACCUUGUCUUUGAUCGGGAUUAGAUCAUUACCAUGCUUGCACAUUUUUGUGAUUGAACAAAUACUCCCGUGUAAAAUAUUGAGUUGCAGUUACUGGGUCGCUCCUCAUAUUUGGCUUGCCUGUUUGAGGGUGUAGUUUUGUGUUUACAGUCCCAAGCUUGGACCUGAUUAGGUCCUAGUUUGAAUUUAGAUGUUGGAAAUAUUUUCAUUAGACCUGUAGUCAUAUUCAGGUUAGAUCAACAUACAGAAGUUUUGCAAGUCAAAGGUAUUACAGUCACUAUUUUCAUCUAAUAAAUAUAACAUAAAAAAUUGUCCCAA